AUGCCCUCAUUUCCUCCUCCUUCUGAAGACUUCCCCAGCAUCCUCAAAGGAAAACGCAUCCUCCUUACCACCGAAUCUCUAGGCCCAGUCAACGGCGUCAGUCGCACAACCGGCAAAUUAAUCGAGUAUCUGCGUCGCAAUGGCGUCGAACUGGCCGUCGUGGCACCACAGUUCACCUCACCACCACCACCACCACCACAACAUCAUCAAACCCACGAAGAAGAAACAACAACAACAACAAUCCGCCUCCCCGGCUACCCCCUCCCCUACAACCCCGACCUCACCCUCGUCUACCCCUUCCACCUCACCACCACAAUCUACCCCCAAACCUUCACCCCGGACCUAAUCUACAUCGCCAGCCCAGCCAGUCUAGGCUUCCAACUCCUCCUCCAACUCCGCCAACUCCACUCCCCUCCACCAACGCUCCUAAACUACCAAACAGACCUCUCCUCUUACAGCUCCAUCAUCUUCCCUAGACCCCUCUCCACCUUUGCCGUCUGGCUCCUCUCCCUCGUAGAGGGAUAUCUCUUCCGCACGCCCUGCAUCCAAACGAUCUUCUACCCGUGCAGCGAUGUCCUAACCUACUUACGAUCCACCAAUACCCCAAUACACAAGACCCACCGGUUGGGACGGGGAGUCGACACAGCUCUCUUCAGCCCAUCCCGUCGAUCCCAAUCCUUACGGGAUACGUUAGCCCCGAAUGGCGAAGCAAUCCUCCUUACAGUCUGUCGGAUCGCGCCAGAGAAGGGAUUUGAGUUCCUCGCUGAGGCCAUUACCCAUCUUCUCUCCAGUACGAAGAUACCCUUUAAGAUGGUGAUAGUCGGUGGGAACGCCAACCCAGCUGUGACAGCACGCAUCCAAUCCCUCUUUCACCACAUCUCUUCACAUGUUAUCUUCCUCGGGUUUAAAACUGGGGUGGAGUUAGCGAGGAUCUACGCCUCCGCGGAUAUCUUCCUGCAUUGCUCUGUUACGGAGACAUUCGGGCUGGUUGUGCUGGAGGCUAUGGCGAGCGGGGUGCCGGUCAUCGCGAGGGAUCAAGGUGGCCCGUCGGAUAUCGUGAGGAAUCAGGAAACGGGGUAUUUGGUUCCGGUGGCGGAGGGGGAAGUGGGCGUGUUCAGUGGGCUUGUGGGGGAGGUGUUGCGGGAUGGGAGGUUGAGGGGGCGGUUGGGGAGAGGGGCGAGGGUGUUUGCGGAGGAUAUGACUUGGGAGAGGAUUAAUCGGAGGGUGGUGGGGAGGAUGGUGGAUGCUUUGGAAGCCAAUGGG
This is a messenger RNA of Aspergillus eucalypticola CBS 122712, 1263 nucleotides long. RefSeq names its product glycosyltransferase family 4 protein. The transcript has a single exon. Gene Ontology annotation, molecular function: glycosyltransferase activity. The annotation marks the transcript as partial. NCBI's taxonomy places the organism in Eukaryota, Fungi, Ascomycota, Eurotiomycetes, Eurotiales, Aspergillaceae. The record is from RefSeq and is a predicted model, not a curated record.